Messenger RNA from Symbiodinium sp. CCMP2456, 762 nucleotides. The record is from the annotation of a GenBank genome assembly. Lineage: Eukaryota; Dinophyceae; Suessiales; Symbiodiniaceae.
AUGGCGGCUGCCACAGCGCAACAGAGGACUCCCGAUUUGCCUUCGGCUCUCUUUGAUCACCUCGAUGUGAAUAAGGAUGGAGUGGUCACUCGUGAGGAGUGGCAACGGGCGAUGCAGGCGCAGCAACCAUCGGCUGUGCCGACUCAGACACCUCUGCAGGUGCAGGUCCCACCAGCAGGGGCCAUGAUGAUGCCGCCGCAUGCGGCUGCCGUCCCACGGCCGGGCUAUGCUGCGGUUCCUGCCUACCCGCCAAAUGCCGGGCAAGUCGUGGUGCACCAGCCUAUUCCCAUGAUGAAGGCCAUGUCGAUGGCGCCGCCCGUCGGCGCGCCCGUCUAUCUGCAGGGCCCCGGCGCCGCAGUACGACCCAUGGGAGCACCGCAGAUGGCCAUGGCCAUGGGAAUGCCAAUGGCACAGCCUAUGGCACCGAGGGCCCAGCCCAUGGCACAGCCGAUGCCGCAGAUGAUGGCACAGCCGAUGCCGCAGAUGAUGGCACAGCCGAUGCCGCAGAUGAUGGCACAGCCGAUGGUUCAACCCAUGCCCGUGCAGGCGCAGGUUCUGAGCGGUGCACCCCUGUCGCCGCAGCGGGGCCUGAGGUCUCCGCGGGCGGUGUCCCCAAUGCGAGCUGCCGCGCCCAUGUAUGCAGCCGGUGCCGGCUACGUCCCUGCAGCUCAGGACUUACCGAGGCAUCAGGGGGAGCACAGGGUCAUCGGCGAGCGGCGCAUCACUCGCGAGGAGCUUGCAGAGACCGGAAACCUCGUUGAG